Messenger RNA from Gossypium raimondii (Peruvian cotton), 997 nucleotides. RefSeq lists its product as uncharacterized. The coding region runs from base 97 to 702 and encodes 201 amino acids. The record is from RefSeq and is a predicted model, not a curated record. Gene Ontology annotation, cellular component: plastid. The transcript has a single exon. NCBI's taxonomy places the organism in Eukaryota, Viridiplantae, Streptophyta, Magnoliopsida, Malvales, Malvaceae.
UUAUCCCCAUCCGGCUCGGAUGAACUUCAAAAGAUUUGACUUUACAGUUUUGGUAUUUUUUUUUCUUUCCUUCAAUAUUUUGGUAUCACUUGAGGCAUGGACCCUUCAUUAUCCCAAAACUUGGAGGAAUAUUCCGCUUCUUCGACGACUAUAAAAUUCGACCGCCCCCUCCCAUUACUCCGUGGUCCAAUCCCGGCCGGAACUUCCGACGACCCAUCAUCCGGUCCAUACAUCCUUGCCUUCAAAGACCUUCCUUCCUGGGCCGCCGCUUACAAAUCCUGCGAAUCCAAAAUCAUAUCUCAAUGCGAGGAAGGUGCACGAAUUGGGUGCGCCAUCACUGCUUCCAACAAGUGCCAACCCCCUUGGUGGCAGUCCCUGAUUGGUUGGAAAUCAAUGGACUUAAAGGAAAGAGAGCGCUGCGAAGAUAUUGAAAUGGAAGCUUGUUUGGUUGCCGCUAAGGAAAAAUGCAUCGACUUCGCCAAGGAAAAGUGUACGACGCCGUUUCUGAAUGCGAGAAUCGCAGUGGGGGAGAAGGAGAUAAUGAAUAAACGGGUUGAGAGGAUGGUACACGCAGCGUCGUUGCCGGAGGAAAGCAAAUGGGUCUAUUUUAUCGGGUCGGAUAAUUUGGGAGGAUCCGAACCAAGGGUGACUAAUUACAGAGCUAGUCAGUAUUUGGGCACCGAUUCUGAACUUCAAACGUGAACCGUCACAUGGUUCCGGAAUUUCAGUCGGUUUUUUUUUUUUUUUGAAGCAGUGGCAAUUCUAAAGUGGACAAUUAGGUGCUGUAAUAAGCAAAACACCAAGCUAAGGUAUGUUAAAACUUUGUUUGUUGACAACUUGUACGAGGUUUUUUCACUUUUGGGUCGAACAUUGGCUUUGAAUUUCUGGGUAGAAUUUAGAAACAUCUUAUAUUAGAAAUGCAUACACAAUGCGUUAACUUUUGUGUCUUUUUUUGGUCAUGUAAUGGAAGAGACCUUUAAAAGAAUUUUGGAUACAA